This is a messenger RNA of Helobdella robusta, 1656 nucleotides long. RefSeq lists its product as hypothetical. The coding region runs from base 1 to 1656 and encodes 551 amino acids. NCBI's taxonomy places the organism in Eukaryota, Metazoa, Annelida, Clitellata, Rhynchobdellida, Glossiphoniidae. The record is from RefSeq and is a predicted model, not a curated record. The transcript has 3 exons.
AUGGCGUGUAUGUUUCAGGAUGAAGGACAUAUCAUUCACAACCUUCCAUCAAAAACCCCAAAUGAUUUCAACAAUGUAAAAAUUAAAGACGGCGAUAUCGAUAAUGCUACCAUCGACAACAACAACAACAGCAACAAAAACAACAUCAAUGCCAACAACAGCAUUAACAUCGACAACAAUAACAACAGCAACAACGACAAUAUAAAUAACAACAACAUAGACGACAAAAUCAAUAAAAGCAAAAAUCACUUCAACGAGGAUGAUGACAACGAGGACCAGAAGCACAUUGACACAAAUUUAAUAUUAGGAGGUAGCAGCUCAAAAAGCUGGAAGGAGAACAGUAGGAAUGCAUCUGAGCAGAAGAGGCCAGCAAGCAUCAUGCAAGACGGUGACAAGUCAAUGCAUGUCAGUGAUUUCAAUCUUAAUGAAAAUCACCAUGUCCAAGAAUGCACCGAAAAAGUUUUUACUAACAAGGAAAAAAAAUUAGUUACUGAUGAUAAUAUUGUUAAGAUUGAAAACAACACUUCCCAUUCCGAAACCGACAACAACAACAGUGUUGAAGUUCAAAACAUGAAUUAUAAUUGUUUACCAGGAGCAGCAACACCACUACCAACAACAACAACAACAACAACAACAACAUUGCCAACAACAACAAAUACAAAAGCACUAGCACAAAUGCCAUCGCUCCAAGACCAACCUGUCAGUGCGUGCAUCGAUGUUGUUGAGAAUGGUGUUGUUAAUAAUGCCUCCUUCAAUGAGAAUGCUAACUUGAGUAACAAAAAUUAUGGUGUAGAUAUUACGAAUGAUGUUUUCAUAAACGAGCACAAAGGUUGCAACGUUAAUGGAUUCAACAAAUCAAAAGUGGAAUUUUACAACAAGAGAGACUUGAAAAUCCGUCUUGAUGAUGCACUCAACAACAAAAACAACAUUUGUUACAGUAGUACAAAUGUUAAGAACAGCAAAAGCAGCUAUAACUACAGCAGCCACAGCAACCACGGCAGCCACAACCACAGUGGCGAUAACAACCACAACACUUACAGCAGUAGCGGUAGUAACAAAUAUGACAGAAACAACAACCAUCUCUCACUAGUCAUCAACAGUAAACAAUUUUCAGAAUCAUCUGAUAACAGUAACAUUAAUUGCAGUAGCAUCAAUACAAAUGUGAAAAAUACUGUAAGAAAUCUUAACGACACUAACAUCAGCUGUAACAUUAAGAGUAACAAUAAAGUAAUGAUUGACAAAGAUGACGACGAAAAAUAUCUAAAACAGCAGAACAUGCAACAUUCAACACCAACAUUGACUCCAACAUCAACUUCAACACCAACUCUAACAUUAACAUUAACAUCACCUUCAACAUCAACAUCGAGAACCAGAACAGACGAUUACUACUGCCAGCUCUGUCAUUCUUCUUUUCCAACGCUACUUCAUUUUGUUGAACAUCGCAAAUACGCAUGCGCCAGAAGAUCAACAACAAUAACAUCAACCCCCAACAUCAACAUAGGAUCAACAACAACAUCUAUAACAUCAACCAUCAAUAACAUCAACAACAACAUCAAUAAUAAUCAAACCACUCCCCCAUCGCAGAACGCAGCACAACAAAAAUACAUUAACAGCUACAACAAACCGAGCCCAAGAAUAGAACCGUUGUGUUUAUGA